Messenger RNA from Carassius carassius (crucian carp), 2960 nucleotides. RefSeq names its product junction mediating and regulatory protein, p53 cofactor (gene jmy). The coding region runs from base 280 to 2739 and encodes 819 amino acids. Lineage: Eukaryota; Metazoa; Chordata; Actinopteri; Cypriniformes; Cyprinidae. Gene Ontology annotation, cellular component: nucleus; cytoplasm. Gene Ontology annotation, biological process: 'de novo' actin filament nucleation; positive regulation of apoptotic process; Arp2/3 complex-mediated actin nucleation. The transcript has 10 exons. Gene Ontology annotation, molecular function: transcription coactivator activity; actin binding; Arp2/3 complex binding. The record is from RefSeq and is a predicted model, not a curated record.
ACGUGCAGAUGUUUACGUCCUCCUCUCUGUGACGUCACUGUCAUCGUCGGAUGCGAAACAUUCGCGAUGUUAAAGAUGCGGAUUAGCGAACAAAAGGCCUCGCGGGGGACGCGACAAGCGCAGGUGUGAACGCGCAGUAAUGCGCGCGUCAGCGGACGAGUCGGGACACAAGAACAGACGGGAAAUCGGUGUUAUUAACGGUCCGAGUGUUUUUUUCCUCCGCGUCCGUUAGGCCGUGGUGCCCGGAUUCCGUGUGAACGCGCUUGCUCUCUCUUUAUCAUGUCGUUCGCGAUGGAGGACGCGCUGGAGUCCGGCUGGGUGUCGGUGCGACCGAAUGUGUUCGAGGAGAAGGAGAAGCACAAGUUCGUCUUCAUCGUCGCCUGGAACGAGAUCGAAGGAAAGUUCGCCGUCACGUGCCACGACCGAACCGUCCAGAAACGGAGCGCCGCGCGGGACUCGCUGCUCGAGGGCGAGCAUGCGGCCGGAGACGCGCCUCCCCCGGUCAAGAGCCCGGGCCGAGAGCGAGCCGAGCCCGGUAGAGCGGAGCUGGAGCUCCCGGAGCCCGAUGACCCGCCGCCGGACUCCAGCUGGGCCGGACUCUUCUCCUUCCAGGACAUGCGCGCCGCUCACCUGCAGCUGUGCGCCGUCAACUCGGACCUGGAGCCGUGUCUGCCCGCCUUCCCCGAGGAGCAGACGGUGUGGUCGGUGCUGUUUGGGGCCCCGGAGCUGAGCGCGCGCGACACGGACGCGCUCUGCUUCCAGCUGCAGGUGUACCUGGGGCACGCGCUCGACACCUGCGGGUGGAGGAUCCUGUCUCAGGUGCUGUUUCCGGACAGCGAUGACUCCGAGGAGUACUACGAGAGUCUGAGCGAGCUGCGGCGGAAGGGCUUCGAGGACGCGCUCCAGAGAGCCAAGACACACCUGCAGCAGCUGCUGGAGAAGCAGCGCGGCGUGGAGAGGAUGGUGGAGCUGCUGCAGCUGUACGCGGAGCAGGACGAGGCGUAUGGAGAUCUGGUGGAGGCCACCACUGAACUCUACCACUAUCUUCUGCAGCCCUUCAGAGACAUGCGGGAGCUGGCCAUGCUGCGCAGACAGCAGAUCAAGAUCUCUCUGGAGACGGAGCGUCUGGGUCCUCGGCGGGUGCAGUCUCUGCGCAGGGAGGAUGAGGACUGGCAGAGGAAGGCUCACACAGCAGUGCUGUCCAUACAGGACCUGACGGUCAAAUACUUCGAGACCACGGCCCGCGCUCAGAAAGUGAUGUACGAGCGCAUGCGUGCCGACCAGAAGAAGUUUGGGAAAGCUGCGUGGGGGGCAGCAGUGGAGCGCAUGGAGAAACUCCAGUACGACGUUUCUAAAGAAACACUGCAGCUGAUGCGUGCCAAAGAGAUCUGCCUGGAACAGAGGAAACACGGACUGAGAGAGGAGAUGCAGGGUCUGCAGGGGGGCGAGGAGGCCAUGGUGCGUCUGGAUCAGCUGGAGACCAUGUACUACGAGCUCCAGCUGCAGCUCUACGAGAUCCAGUUUGAGAUCCUGAAGAACGAGGAGCUCCUGCUGACGGCGCAGCUGCAGAGUCUGCGCAGACAGAUGAGCGAGAGGCAGGAGGAGGUGGUUUACUACGACACCUAUGAGAGUCCUGACGCCAUGAAGUCCAGCGACGACCCCUCGACCCCUCUGACCCCCCCCAGAGACGACGUGGCCAAGCUCCAGCAGAGGACCAGACAGCUGGAGGCCCGCAGAGGACGCAUCACCGCCAAGAAAGCCUACCUCAAACACAAGAAGGAAAUCUGCAUCAUCAAUCACACGCAGAAACGGCAGGGCGGCCCAGAUGGCGUUUCCCAGCAAGCUUUGCUGCAGGAUGAAGAGGAGGAAGAGGAGCAGCGGCAGUCCAGAGAGAGUCAGGAGAGACAGAGGACACUGGACCGACUGCGCAGCUUCAGACAGCGCUACCCGGGUCAGGUGACCCUGAAGUCCACUCGUCUGCGUCUGGCGUACUCCAGGAAGAGAGCGGGUCCGAGGCCAGAGCAGACGCAGACGCAGGCGGUCAGUGUGCAGACGGACGACGCUCUAGCAGGAGUCCCCGAGCUCCGCCGGCCAGAGAGCUUCCUGUCGCUGCCUCCGAUGGGCGGAGCUGUGGCCGAAGCCCCGCCCCCUGACACACACACAUCACUUCCUCCCUCCAGAGAGCUGCUGCUGCUGGACUCGUCCACCUCGCCCAUGUCCCCGCCCCCUCCUCCCCCGCCCCCUCCCCCUCCUCCCCCACCCCCCUCUCUAGAGGACACGCCCCCAGACGCCCCCCCGCUGACCGCCAGACCGGAGUCUCCCCUCGGACCCUUCACCGCACGCUUCUUCGACAGCAGUCAGCUGCUCAACGCCAGGAAGAAGCUGAGGAAGACGGCGUCGCUGGAGUCCAGUCAGUGGAGGAGAGCGAGCUCCCCGAUGGACGAGGUUCUGGCCAGUCUGAAGCGCGGGAGCUUCCACCUGCGGAAGGCCGAGCUGCGUGUUCUGGCUCCCGAUCCGGACGAGGACGAGGACAACAACAUCCUGGCUCAGAUCCGUAAGGGAGUGCAGCUGCGUAAGGUGCGCAGACAGGAACGCAGCUGCAGAGGAGCGACUGCGAUGGAUUCUGACCCGCUGACCCGCAGCAUCCACGAGGCCCUGCGCCGCAUCAAAGAGGCUUCACCCGAGUCUGAGUCUGAGUCUGAGGAUGAGACGCCCGCCGGCGCCGACUGGGAGAGCUGAAGCCCCGCCCCCAGCCUCAUCAUCAUCAGUGUGUGUGUACCUCACAGCAGAUCACUGAAGCACAGGCUGCUCGGAGAGUUUAUUACACUUACUACUCCUUCAUUUACUCUUAUUCUCCUCUUUUUGUCUUGACGUAUGUUUGCAGGAGACUCCAUUCAUGUUCUCCUGACCCUCGAUCUGACCGACGUCUUUAACCAACAACACAAAACAUUACAAUAAAA